GAUUAUAUUUUGGACUUUUUGGACUUUGACCUUCCUCCGCCGUUUUCGUGGCGUUUUUGUCGGCAAGAAGGCUGGAGGGUGAGAUGGGGACCCCGCGGCAAGCCACGAGGGGCCGAUUCCGGACGAAGGCUUCUUUAUCCGCGUCCCAGGCGCCCGAGUGCCCAGGAGGAAACAUGCUGGACGAAGACGACGUGAAAGUGGCAGCUGAUGCCCUGAAAGAGCUGGAAGCUCUGAUGCCCAGCGCAGACAAGCUGGGCAAGCAGAGGGGCAGCGACCAUCGGGAGAAGAAAAGGAAGAGGAGCCGAAGCCGCAGCAGGGACAGGAAGCGCAGGCACGGAUCUCGCUCCCGGUCUCGUUCCAGGACGUGGGACAGGCACAGGGGAAGAGGCAGAUACCGGUCCAGGAGCAGGAGUGGGAAUCGUCCUGAAGUUGGUGAUGAAGAAGAUGAGGAUCUUGAGAUUGAGCUGGUUGAAGAAGAGCCACCAUUUCUUCGAGGUCACACUAAACAGAGCAUGGAUAUGAGUCCCAUCAAAAUAGUCAAGAAUCCAGACGGUUCCCUGUCCCAGGCUGCCAUGAUGCAAAGUGCUUUGGCUAAAGAGAGGCGAGAACUGAAACAAGCGCAGAGAGAAGCAGAGAUGGAUUCCAUCCCCAUGGGGCUCAACACGCACUGGGUGGAUCCUCUCCCUGAUGUGGAUGGAAGACAAAUAGCUGCAAACAUGCGAGGUAUUGGGAUGAUGCCAAAUGAUAUCCCAGAGUGGAAGAAGCACGCGUUUGGUGGCAACAAAGCUUCGUAUGGUAAGAAGACCCAGCUUUCCAUCAUUGAGCAGAGAGAGAGUCUGCCAAUCUUCAGGCUGAAGGAGCAGCUGAUCCAAGCUGUGCAUGACAACCAGAUUCUGAUUGUUAUUGGAGAGACGGGAUCUGGGAAAACAACCCAGAUUACCCAGUACCUGGCUGAGGCAGGAUAUACGUCCAGAGGAAAGAUUGGAUGUACUCAGCCUCGCAGAGUGGCUGCAAUGUCUGUUGCAAAGAGGGUGUCAGAGGAAUUUGGCUGCUGCUUGGGCCAAGAGGUUGGCUACACCAUCCGCUUUGAAGACUGCACCAGCCCUGAGACUGUCAUCAAAUACAUGACAGAUGGCAUGUUACUGAGGGAGUGCCUGAUAGACCCAGAUCUCAGCCAGUAUGCCAUCAUCAUGCUGGAUGAGGCCCACGAGAGGACCAUCCACACAGAUGUGCUCUUUGGGCUCCUGAAGAAGACGGUGCAGAAACGGCAGGACAUGAAGCUGAUCGUGACAUCGGCCACUCUGGAUGCUGUGAAAUUCUCUCAGUAUUUCUACGAAGCACCAAUCUUCACCAUUCCUGGCAGGACAUACCCAGUAGAAAUUCUGUACACCAAAGAGCCAGAGACAGAUUAUUUGGAUGCCAGUCUGAUUACAGUCAUGCAGAUCCAUUUAACAGAGCCACCAGGUGACAUUUUGGUCUUUCUAACUGGCCAGGAAGAGAUUGACACUGCCUGUGAAAUCCUCUAUGAGAGGAUGAAAUCUCUAGGACCUGAUGUUCCGGAGUUAAUUAUCCUCCCAGUGUAUUCAGCUUUGCCCAGUGAAAUGCAGACCAGGAUCUUUGACCCGGCCCCACCAGGGAGCAGAAAGGUUGUCAUUGCCACCAACAUUGCAGAGACAUCUCUGACUAUUGAUGGAAUCUAUUAUGUGGUGGAUCCUGGCUUUGUGAAGCAGAAAGUUUAUAACUCCAAGACUGGAAUCGACCAGCUGGUGGUGACACCCAUUUCCCAGGCUCAAGCCAAGCAGCGUGCAGGCAGGGCUGGCAGGACGGGCCCAGGAAAAUGCUACAGGUUGUACACAGAACGUGCCUACAGAGAUGAGAUGCUGACCACCAACGUGCCUGAAAUCCAGAGAACCAAUCUGGCCAGCACAGUGCUCUCCCUGAAGGCUAUGGGCAUCAAUGAUUUGCUGUCCUUUGACUUCAUGGAUGCUCCCCCCAUGGAGACUCUGAUUACUGCCAUGGAGCAGCUCUACACCCUGGGAGCUCUGGAUGAUGAGGGGCUGCUCACUCGACUUGGGCGUAGGAUGGCAGAAUUCCCCCUGGAGCCGAUGCUGUGUAAGAUGUUGAUCAUGUCCGUGCACCUGGGAUGCAGCGAGGAGAUGCUGACAAUUGUCUCCAUGCUGUCUGUGCAGAAUGUGUUCUACAGGCCAAAGGAUAAACAAGCACUUGCUGAUCAAAAGAAAGCCAAGUUCCAUCAAACAGAAGGUGACCACCUGACGCUGCUGGCGGUGUACAAUUCCUGGAAGAACAACAAGUUUUCGAACCCCUGGUGCUAUGAGAAUUUCAUCCAGGCCCGGUCCUUACGCCGGGCUCAGGACAUUCGCAAGCAGAUGUUGGGCAUCAUGGACAGGCAUAAGCUGGAUGUGGUGUCCUGUGGGAAGGCCACAGUUCGGGUCCAGAAGGCCAUUUGCAGUGGCUUCUUCAGAAAUGCAGCCAAGAAGGAUCCCCAGGAAGGCUACAGGACGCUCAUUGACCAGCAGGUUGUCUACAUCCACCCCUCCAGUGCUCUCUUCAACAGGCAGCCUGAAUGGGUGGUGUAUCACGAGCUGGUGCUGACCACCAAGGAGUACAUGCGGGAGGUGACGACCAUCGAUCCUCGCUGGCUGGUGGAGUUUGCCCCAGCUUUCUUCAAGGUCUCUGACCCCACCAAGCUGAGCAAGCAGAAGAAGCAGCAGAGGCUGGAGCCCCUCUACAACCGCUACGAGGAGCCCAACGCCUGGAGGAUCUCCCGCGCCUUCCGCCGGCGCUGAGCUCGGCGCCCGCUGCGUCUGCUGCUGCCGUGCCCGCGGCACCGGGGCCGGGCGCUGCUGCCGGCGGCCCGGGGGACACGCGGUGCCCUGCAGCUCGCCCGUGCAGCGCCAGCUCGGGCAGCACGGCAGCUCCAGGGGCGGCCCAGAUGUGCUGCAGCUGCACGGGCCGCCGCGGCCUCUCGCCAGUGGGCCUUGGAGCACUCGAGGGGUUCCCCUUCCAGGAGACAAAAUCUGAGCCUCGGGAGUCUGGGGGCUGAGCUGAGCAGCACAAGAAAACGGUGACUUGACACGGGUUGUUCCCCAGCCUGGCUGGGUUCUGAGUCCCCAGGCAAAUAGAAGCUGGACUAGUUUGUGUUCUUACCCUGCUCAAAGGGAUUUCUUUCUGCUGAACGUUCCUGCUCAGUUCAGUGAGUGCUUUUUGGGAGCAGCCUGCUCUCUAUUUUACCAAGUUGAUGCAUUUUCCCAUGCAAUGUAACUGCUUGUAUUUAAUUUCAGCCAUCUGUGGUGAGAUAUUUAGUAUCUCUGGCUUUGGGAUAAGGUGGGAAAAAUUCUUGAAACCCAGCUAGAAUAUACUUGGACAAUGGCACAGGUCAGGCUGCAAGACUUGCCCUUCAUCCCCAUCUCCUGGGUGCUGAAGGGUUCAUCAACCAGUAAUCCCCUCUGCAGCACGGUUCCCUCUGGGAAUGUAAGUGGUUACAAAUGUUUGGACCUCUUUUACCCUGUGCCAUGUGCUUUAUUUUCACAUCGAAUGUUUGGUGACAUCACAGCUGUUGGGUUUUUGUAAUAGAAUGAGCUCUUGCAGCUCAAAUGUCUGUAAAAAUUAUGUAACAGUUCCUUGUUUUAAAAACUGCCCAGUGCGUGCUAUGUCAUGCCCAAACUAUCUGUAAAAUUUUUUCUGUUGCUAACAGAUGAAAUUGAUUUGACUCCAUAGCUGCAGAAACCUUAUUUUUUUUUUCCAAAGCUGGGGCAUUUGCUGAAAUGAUUGUUGAAAUGAAGAGAAGGAGCUUGACUGGUUGUUUUUACACAGCAAAUUGGAAGAAUGUUUCACAUUGAAAAGGAGCUCUGUUGGAAAUACCUCUCUGUACAAAGGGGGGAGCAGGGAUGUUGUUCAAUGUCCUGAGCUUUCCCUCAUGUUGGAUCACCAUAAAAUAAAAGGGAAUUACAAA
This is a messenger RNA of Motacilla alba alba, 3973 nucleotides long. RefSeq names its product ATP-dependent RNA helicase DHX8-like. Lineage: Eukaryota; Metazoa; Chordata; Aves; Passeriformes; Motacillidae. Gene Ontology annotation, cellular component: intracellular anatomical structure; catalytic step 2 spliceosome. Gene Ontology annotation, biological process: spliceosomal complex disassembly; mRNA splicing, via spliceosome. The record is from RefSeq and is a predicted model, not a curated record. Gene Ontology annotation, molecular function: RNA helicase activity; ATP binding; RNA binding. The transcript has 17 exons. The coding region runs from base 84 to 2807 and encodes 907 amino acids.